GGUGGAGUAUAAAGCAAAACUCCUUGAGGAAAUGAUGAACGAAGGCGAGGGGUACUUCGCGGGAGAAGGGUUGAAUGAAGAUCAAGGAACAAACCAGGGGCGAGGAGUCAAAACGACACUAUAAAAAGGAGAAAGGAUAGGACUGGGGAGCGUAGGGAGAUGCCAACCAAGAAAGGGAAGGAGAAAAUGGAGUCCCCAAGAAGGGAGGCGGAGAAGGCUACCAACCCGCCGACCAUAGACAGCGGCGCAAGCCGACCAGCGGUUUCGCACAUUAUCGCAAGGGGAUGCGAAGGGCUUUGGAGCUUAAGAGAAAGGGUGCUAGGCUGGUUCGACCCAGAAGGGACGGCAAAGCCCGAAGAAGGGACGAGAACUGGUAAGGAAGAACAAGGUUUUGGCACCCCCGAUGGAACAGGAGGAACCGAGGGAGGGCUUAAGAAAAUGGUGUCCUACCUCACACAGGUGCUAAAUAAAAAUCAGGGAUACCUGGCCGAUGCCAAGAAGAAGCUGACAUUCGACGGGGCUAAUAUCACAAAAUUUCUGAUAGACUACGAAAAUUUGGCAGCACUACUAAGGUGGAGCGAGGAAGAGAAGAUGGAACACUUAGGGCAGCAUGUGUCGUUGAACCUAGGUAGGGACAUAAUGGCUAUCGUUGCAACCAGCGGAUCCUGGAAGGAGGCCCGAGACGUAAUGAUGCAGAAAUAUCUGGCAGCCGAGAAAAUAGCUACGGAGACAAGGCUAGCUGCAGUACAAAGAAAGAACUUUGCAACAUAUAACGAUUUCUUGAGGGAAUUCAACCUCGUAGCAUUGCGAAUCCCGGGGGUAACCGGUCCCAUAACGAGUAAAUACUUCCUCAAGCAAUUCACCGAGUUCGACAAAGAUAAAAUCCUAUCAGCCUACCAGCAGACUACAAAGUUUAUGAAUAUACAGGACGUCGACUUCAGCACCGUGACAGACAUUGCUGAGAAGAUGGUUGUAACCGACUCACUGACCUUACUGAAAGAAGGAGAAGUCAUAGACCUAACCGGCAAAACGGACGAUAAGAAAAAGCGGCGGCAGGAGGACGAUGCCCUGGGAGUAAUGGUAGUAGAGAAAGAGACGGAGGUCGAAUUGGGAGCCAACUUGCCUAUACCAAAGGAGGCUCGAGAGGAGGAAAUCGGGAUAACACUGGAAGUCCCGGACAUACUACACCUCAUCAAGGCUAUCAGAUACCAUAAGUUUGACUACAAGAUUGAGCGCAUAGACGGUCUCAAGAAUAGGGCCGACGGCUUGAGCAGGGUGUGUUUUACACCGGAAGGAGUAGAGGACGUGGAACCUACCGAUGCGUUCCUCGACUACGAGGGAGGGACCCUUGCGGUAGAGAACGAAAUGAUAGAACCCGCUUGCACGUCUGGGGAAUUGCUGAUUAAGACUUUAGAGAAAGGGUCUCCCGCAGUGGUGGCAGUACUCAGAGAAGGGGCAGUUACAAGAACCGGCCACAAGGAAGAAUUGAUGGCGAUGGUUGUACAAGGAGGGCGAGAGGUGGUUAUGAGUUUGGUCGAGUCAUGGGAACAGAAGCGGCAGUACUUAGUAAACCAAGUGCGGAAUGGACAGGAGGAUCGUCAGGAUCAGAAGGAAUUCUUCCUUAUCCGAUCGUACGAUGACAUCUUCAAGGAGAUCGACUUAUUACUAGUGGGAAAUAAGAAGGUUCAGGAGGUCAUCCUCAAGGCCAGAGAGGAAGUUGAUAAAUAUGUACUAAGAAAUGAGCACUUGUUCAGAAAAGAGGAAGGCCUAAUGCCUAGAAGAAAAGCACAAGACAAGAUGGAACUCAAUAACGAGAACGAUGUCAAUCGCGCUAAUGUGGCUUUCGAAGAUGAGUGGCAAACAACCGAGAGGUCACGAGACAGACAAAGACCGGUGUUGUUCAUUGGGCUACGGCCAAGACGGACACUAGGAAGGAGAAAGAGAAAAAUAUUGGCCAGCAAACCUUCGCCCCUUAAGGAAGGCGAGAAACUGCAGCCUCUGUCCGAAGAAGAAAGGGAGGAGCAAGGGGUCACGGUGAGUAAAGCCUUGGGAUGCCUUGAGCGGGACCAGGCCGGGAGAAACCGGGCGGCAGAGGAAAAGGGAAGACGGGGCAAAGGGGCUACGGGACCCUUAGUGUAAAACCGACCCAUGAGAGAGACCUUUGUGCAUGAGACUUGGAGUGUGAAUGAAAGAAAAGAGUGAGA
Molecule: messenger RNA, 2204 nt
Organism: Chara braunii
Lineage: Eukaryota; Viridiplantae; Streptophyta; Charophyceae; Charales; Characeae
Source: the annotation of a GenBank genome assembly